GGGGGGGGGCUGGGCUUCGACAGGAACUGCUGCACUGCCUCAAACCUUCCCUGCUGUUUUUCCUAUCCCAGUAGGCUUUUCUAAUAUCUGCCUUUCGCCUGUGAUCGUCCCAGCCUGCAGGAGAGCAGAAAAUGGCUGCAGUGCAUCCAUCUCAGGAGCCCGUGAGCUUUGCGGAUGUGGCCGUGUAUUUCAGCAGGGAGGAGUGGGCGCUGCUGGACCCUGCGCAGCGAGUGCUGUACCGGGACGUGAUGCUGGAGACGUAUGAGUGCAUAGCCUCGCUGGCCCCCAAACCUGCAGUGAUCUCCAUGCUGGAAGGAGAGGAAGACCCCUGGAUCCCAGAGGUGCAUGGCUUGAAGGACAUGGCAGGAGACCUCGGCCCAGCAGACGACGGGAUCACAAACCUAAAGGAGGAUCUGCAGAGAAGUGGUGUGGCUGAAAGGCAGUGGGACAGUGCCUCGUUGGGAAAAAUCAGAAGGGAUGUUCAAGGGGGCCUGGAGCAAGGAGAGCACUUCAAGAAGCAACAGGGAAACCCUCCAGGAGAGAUCGUGAGGAAUCCCCUGGACCACAGCACAGGUCAAAAGCAGCAGAUGCAAGAUGCAAGGAGCAAGGAAGCGUGCCAGGAGGAAAGGCAGCACCCAAAUGCUAAAUGUGGGACCAGCUUUAAAAGGAAUUCUGGCCUUGUUAACCACCACUGUGUACGCUCAGUGAAGAGAUUGUGCAAGAGCUCUGGCUGUGUAAAGAGCUUCAAAACGAGAUCCAAAUUCACUAAUCAUCAGUUCCUCCACACAGGAGAGAAACCCUUUAAGCGUUCUGAGCGUCCAAAGAGCUUCAAAAGCAACUCUGAAUCGAAGUGCCAGCAGUGCAUCCACACAGAAUACAGACCUUACAAGUGCCCUGGAUGUGGGAACAGCUACAAACAAAGUUCCCACCAACACGUCCAUUCAGGUGACAGAGCCUACAAGUGUUCCAUGUGUGGCAAGGGUUUCAAAAGCAGUUCAGAACAGAAGAUUCACCGGCACAUCCACACAGGAGAGAGACCCUACAAGUGCUCGGAAUGUGGGAAGAGUUUUACAAACUGUUCCAACCUUAUCCGCCACAAGCGCAUCCACACAAGAGAGAGACCCUUUAAGUGUCCUGAGUGUCCUAAGGGCUUCAGAAACAGUUCCUACUUCACUGUCCACAAACACGUCCACACGGAGGAGAGACCAUAUAAGUGCAUUGACUGUGGGAAGGGAUUUGAAAGCAGCUCUAGCCUCACCCACCACCAGCGCAUCCACACAGGAGAGAGACCCUUUAAGUGCCCUGAGUGUGGGAAGGCCUUCAGAAGCAGUUUCAACCUCAUUGUCCACCGGCGCAUCCACAACGGAGAGAGACCCUUUAAGUGUCCUGAGUGUCCAAAGAGCUUCAGGAGCAGUUCGUACCUCAUUGGCCACCAGCGCAUCCACACAGGAGAGAGGCCAUACAAAUGCAUUGACUGUGGGCAGGGCUUCAGAAGCAGUUCCAACCUCACCCGCCACCAGCGCAUCCACACAGGAGAGAGACCAUACAAAUGCAUUGACUGUGGGAAGAGCUUUAAAAGCAGUUCCAACCUCAUCCGCCACCACCGUGUCCACACAGGAGAGAGACCCUUUAAGUGUCCUAAGUGUCCAAAGAGCUCCUAAAGCAAUUCCGAAUUGAAGUGCCACCAGUGCAUCCAUACAGGAUACAAAACUUACAAGUUCAUUUUUCACCAGUGCAUCCAAACAGGAGUAAUGGCCCGAGUUUGGGAAGGGCUUUCUAAGCAGUUCUGAUCCCAACUCCCACAGGCGCAUCCACAGAGGAGACAGAGUCUAGAAACGCCCCGAGUUUGGGAGUAUCUCCAACAGCAGUCCCUGCCUCAUUACAUGCCGACGCAUCCUCACAGGAGGCCAAGUUUGCAGUGCCACGAAUGUGGAGGAGCUUCAGACAGAGCUCCAGCCUGAUCAGCCACCUGUAGGUUUGUGUGGUUACGAACCUUACACGUCCCUUGAGCAGAGGAAGAGCUUCAUAGCUAACUCAUCCUAAAAACACCUUGAAGCACACGCUCCUUGCUCUGACGGGUGGAACUGGUUUGAUGAGGUGCAGCCAGCAGGGGGCGCUCACUGUAAAGAUGAUGCGCUCAUAGAAUCGUAGAAUGGCCCGGAUUGAAAAGGACCGUAACGAUCAUCUAAUUUCAGCCCCCCUGCUAUGUGCGGGGUUGCCAACCGCCAGACCAGGCUGCCCAGAGCCACGUCCAGCCUCGAACGCUUUCAGGGAUGAGGCAUCCACAACCUCCUUGAGCAGCCAGUUCCAGCGUGUCAUCACUCUGCAUGAAAAGCUUCCUCCUAAUAUCUAACCUAAACCUCCCCUGUCUCAGUUUAAAGCUGUUUCCCCUUGUCCUGUCACCAUCCACCCUUGUAAACAGUCGU
Molecule: messenger RNA, 2426 nt
Organism: Meleagris gallopavo (turkey)
Lineage: Eukaryota; Metazoa; Chordata; Aves; Galliformes; Phasianidae
Source: RefSeq, a predicted model, not a curated record